UUCAGGAUGUGACUGGUUCUGGUCACACGGCUCCGCUCCGCUGCACUCCGGCUGCACCGACUCCGGCAGCGGCGCGUCAGUGAGGUUCCAGCCUUCGCUAAACAAAAUGGCUGGGAAAGAAAUGGCAAAACCACUGUUGGCUAAUGAGAAUGAAAGUCAUCACUAUGACCCACAGAAAAUAGCUGUUGGAAUUCUAGGAAGUGGAGACUUUGCUCGCUCUUUAGCAACACGUCUGAAAAAUUCCGGUUACAGUGUGAUCGUUGGAAGUCGACAUCCGAAAUCCACAGCACAUUUAUUUUCCAAUGUGGCUGAAGUCACAAAUCAGCGAGAUGCCAUUGAAAGAGUAAAUGUGAUCUUCAUAGCACUAUACCGGGAACAUUACAGCACACUGAGUGAGCUGAGAGAUGUACUGACUGGGAAAAUUUUAGUGGAUGUCAGCAACAACAUCCGGAUCAACGAGUAUGAAGAAUCAAAUGCUGAAUAUCUAGCCUUUCUGUUCCCAGAAUCGACUGUGGUAAAAGGUUUUAAUGUAGUCUCAGCCUGGGCUUUACAAUCUGGUGGAAGAGAUGGAAAUAAGCAGGUGAUGAUCUGCAGUGACAGUCAAAAGGCUAGAUCUACGGUGGCUGAUAUGGCACGGAAUAUGGGAUUUGUUCCCAUGGACAUGGGCUCAUUAUCAUCUGCACACGAAAUUGAGAAUCUACCAUUAUGCCUCUUUCCUUCAUGGAAAAUUCCCAUUCUGCUGUCACUUGGCUUAUUUGUAUUUUUCUACAUCUAUAAUUUUAUUAGAGGGGUUAUUCAUCCAUUUACAACUAAAGGACAAAAUAAUUUUUAUAGAAUCCCAAUUGAAAUUGUCAAUGUCACUCUGCCAUGCGUUGCCUUUGAGUUGUUGGCUUUCGUUUACCUAGCAGGAAUCCUUGCAGCCUUCCUCCAACUACACAAUGGAACAAAAUACAAGCGUUUUCCACACUGGUUAGAUCAAUGGCUUCAGCAAAGGAAACAACUUGGAUUGCUAAGCUUUUUCUUUGGUGCUUUACAUGCAGUCUAUAGCCUCUGCCUCCCUAUGCGCAGAUCUGCGCGUUACAAACUGCUGAAUGAAGCUUUUAAACAGGUUGAAGCUGGCAACGAAAAUGCCUGGGUGGAGGAAGAAGUAUGGAGAAUGGAAAUUUAUGUUUCCUUUGGAAUUCUGGCACUUGGUAUCCUUUCACUAAUUGCUGUGACCUCCUUGCCAUCAGUGGCAGGUUCCCUGAACUGGAGAGAAUUCAGCUUUAUCCAAUCUAGACUUGGAUACACUGCACUGGUGUUCAGCACCCUUCAUACGUUGACCUACGGGUGGGAGAAAGCCUUCGACCCAACACAGUACAGAAAACACUUAGUUGCCACUCAACAUCUCCUUUAAUGGCAAA
Callorhinchus milii (elephant shark) is the source of this 1403-nucleotide messenger RNA. RefSeq names its product STEAP family member 3, metalloreductase. The record is from RefSeq and is a predicted model, not a curated record. Gene Ontology annotation, biological process: copper ion import. Lineage: Eukaryota; Metazoa; Chordata; Chondrichthyes; Chimaeriformes; Callorhinchidae. The coding region runs from base 107 to 1396 and encodes 429 amino acids. Gene Ontology annotation, cellular component: endosome; plasma membrane. The transcript has 6 exons. Gene Ontology annotation, molecular function: cupric reductase (NADH) activity; ferric-chelate reductase (NADPH) activity.